AUGUCCACUGACCCCACCGCACCUUCCAACGGCUCGGCGACCGACCCCAUGGCUGACGCGUCCGCCGCCCUUCUCCAGGCCGCAAACGCGACGCCGUCCAAGGGGAAGGACAAGGCGUCCGUCGCACCCGCUGCUGAAGAGGAGGAGGACAGCAGUGAUGAGGAGGAGGAAGAGGCAGAGGAAGACUUGGCGAUGGAGGAAGACGAUCUCGGGGAGAUUGAUCCCUCUGCCAUUCUGGCACCAGGCGCGCGCCGUAGCACACGUGGCGCACGUGUCAAUUACGCGUCUGCAGAGGCUCUCGAGAAGGCUGGACUGAAGCCCGAAGAUCUGGAGGACGAGCAGGAGGAGAACUACGUCGCCGACGAGAAGAUGGAGGACGACUAG
Messenger RNA from Peniophora sp. CBMAI 1063, 384 nucleotides. Lineage: Eukaryota; Fungi; Basidiomycota; Agaricomycetes; Russulales; Peniophoraceae. The record is from the annotation of a GenBank genome assembly.